This is a messenger RNA of Synchiropus splendidus (mandarinfish), 1067 nucleotides long. It is a transcript of the gene psmb1, whose product is annotated as proteasome 20S subunit beta 1. The transcript has 6 exons. The record is from RefSeq and is a predicted model, not a curated record. NCBI's taxonomy places the organism in Eukaryota, Metazoa, Chordata, Actinopteri, Syngnathiformes, Callionymidae. Gene Ontology annotation, cellular component: proteasome core complex. Bases 90 to 803 code for a protein of 237 amino acids.
CCAGUUCCAUACUUCCGUUAAAGAAGAAGCGGCCAUAUUGGCGUGAGACAGCGAGUUUACUUCUUUCAGAUUUCCUUUGUAGCGACAAAAUGCUUUCUGCUCAGAAUUUUGGAGACAAUGGCAAAAUGAAAGAAUAUCACUAUGCCGGUGCCGUUGAGCACAAGUUCUCACCAUAUACGUUCAAUGGAGGGACUGUGCUCGCUGUUGCCGGAGAAGACUUUGCGAUUGUUGCCUCAGACACCAGACUUAGUGAAGGAUACUCGAUCCACAGCCGGGACUCUCCCAAAUGCUACAAGUUGACCAACACAACUGUUCUUGGAUGCAGUGGUUUCCAUGGUGACUGCCUGACGUUGACCAAAAUCAUUGAUGCCAGAUUACAGAUGUACGAACACUCAAACAACAAGAAGAUGAAUAGCGGAGCCAUCGCAGCAAUGUUGUCCACCAUCCUGUAUGGCAGACGGUUCUUCCCUUACUAUGUCUACAACAUUAUUGGAGGUCUAGAUGAAGAGGGUAAAGGGGCAGUUUACAGCUUUGACCCAGUGGGAUCCUAUCAGAGAGACACUUACAAGGCUGGAGGAUCGGCCAGUGCCAUGUUGCAGCCAUUACUGGACAACCAGAUCGGGUUCAAGAACAUGGAGGGUGUGCAGCACGUUCCAUUGAGCCGCGAGAAGGCCGUCCGCCUGGUCAAAGAUGUUUUCAUCUCAGCUGCAGAGAGAGAUGUUUACACUGGAGACGCUCUGAAGAUCUGCGUCAUCACAAAAGAGGGCAUUGAAGAGCAGACACUACCUCUAAGGAAGGACUGAAGUGUCCCCAACACCUCCGUCUACAUGCUUCACAUUCAGUCUCUCAAUUGUAAUCAGGAGUGUUGGUUCAGAAUUUGCUUUUGCCAAAAGUGAAAUUUCUAUCAUCUGUUGCUUCAAACAUGCACUUCUCUGUGAUGAUGAUGAUUCCAGUUUAUAACAAGGGAUUCUUGGUCAGCACUCCUGCUUAAAUCAUCCCUUAUUGUUUGGAAUUUCUGCUCAGUACUUCUGUAUACAUUCUUAAUAAAUAUAAACAAUUGAAAAAAA